This is a messenger RNA of Xylaria bambusicola, 282 nucleotides long. RefSeq lists its product as uncharacterized. The record is from RefSeq and is a predicted model, not a curated record. NCBI's taxonomy places the organism in Eukaryota, Fungi, Ascomycota, Sordariomycetes, Xylariales, Xylariaceae. The transcript has a single exon. The annotation marks the transcript as partial.
GUCUUCUCUGGUCUUAGUAGAUUUUAUAUGCUAUUAUGUAAGUUCCUAUUUGCUGUCUUAGUUGUAGAUGCUCGAGAUGUGUACAAGCAAUUUCUGAGCUCAUGCGGUCAAUUGCAGCGUUUUGCCCCCCCUUCGAAGCCCUAUGUAAUACCGUCAGAUAUCAGCUCGAUUACAUGUUACCACCCAGGAACCAUCUACCUCUCCAUUGGGCAGCGUCACCUUGACCUUGAAAGCAUUUGGCGUGGCUCUCAAAAGAGUGUACUUUCAGUUACUGCUUAUUAG